UUUAGGGGGGAUAAAAGGGAAGAGAAAAGAAAAUCGCGAAGUGCUGCAUUGCAGCAUUGCGAAUAAAUCUGUAUUUUCUUCGCGAAGGGAAGUAGACAAAUUUGCAAAUUCUCAAAAGGAUUACUGUUGGACUGUGAAAAUGAAGGAUCAUGUAAGUUGGGAUGAGGCUAAUCUUGGGGAAAUUGAGGCAAAUAAACCAGUAAGGCAGAGAAUAAAUGAACCAAAGACACCAUAUCACCGCAUGAUUGAAGAUGAUGGACCAACUUCUCCUGUAUCAGUGAGCUUUGAGGAUGUGAUUGAUGAUGCAAUGCAUGCUGAAGCUAUACGAAAUGCAUUGAAUGAUGUUGUACCUUCGAGUAAAAACACUUCACGGGGCACUGGGUGGACAUCAUCCGAGGAUGAGGCAGAUGCAAUGGAUGAAGAUGGGGAAGAUUUUGAUUCAGAAAGUAGCAAGAGCUUCAGGGAACACAGGCGAGCCCACUAUGAUGAAUAUCUGCGGGUCAGAGAACUCCUUCGUGGUUGCCCCCUCAUGGACAAUGAAUCUGAUGAAGAGAAUGGCGGCGUGAAUAAUGGACGUUGUGAUUCAUCGUUGUCCUCAACACUAGCUGCCAAGGAUAUGGAGAUUGAGGAAGGCCGUCCAGAUAAUUCUAAACGGUCCCCUCCCAGAGUCAAUGGAGCCUAGAGGCUGAUUCCAAAGGUAGUCCACAUCGCUGUUUCCAUAUCAGUUUCAUUUUAAUUCUAUAUCAACGCUGCUGUAGGAGUGUAGAACAUUAGAUCCUUGUUCUUAGAAGGAAUAGUAAGUUUUGCUGGUAUGUUAUGUUGUAAAUAGGCAUUUUAGGAUAAUGUUUCUAUAGUAUCGAUACUACAAUUUCUUUCCUAAGGCUUAUCCUAUAUUUCAAUCUUAAACUUUAACCAAACUCA
Messenger RNA from Ipomoea triloba (trilobed morning glory), 921 nucleotides. RefSeq names its product protein phosphatase inhibitor 2-like. Bases 140 to 682 code for a protein of 180 amino acids. Gene Ontology annotation, biological process: regulation of signal transduction. Gene Ontology annotation, molecular function: protein phosphatase inhibitor activity. The record is from RefSeq and is a predicted model, not a curated record. The transcript is spliced from 5 exons. NCBI's taxonomy places the organism in Eukaryota, Viridiplantae, Streptophyta, Magnoliopsida, Solanales, Convolvulaceae.